This is a messenger RNA of Lymnaea stagnalis (great pond snail), 12692 nucleotides long. NCBI's taxonomy places the organism in Eukaryota, Metazoa, Mollusca, Gastropoda, Lymnaeidae. The record is from the annotation of a GenBank genome assembly.
CUGACGUUAAAAAAAAGUUGCGAAAGCGGUAUGGUAGCGAAUCAAGACUAUUUCGUCUUAAACGGUCUCAUCAACAUCAGCAACAUUGUUAACGGUCAACAUGGCGCUUUUACCAUGUUUUAUCGAAAUCAAAGGACCGGAAAAGACGCAUUUGUAAGUAACUGAUAAGAACACAAUGUUUGAUCAAAGAUGUUUUUCAGAAGCGUCAAUUCCUGUUUUAUAAAUAACAAUUAUUGGCAUCUUUCCAAUUUUCAUGAGACCAAGGAGAAGUUAACUGAAACUUUCUUGAAUGGCUGAUCAGAUGAUAGAAUAGCUUAGUGACACAUUCUUGAACAACUCAUGAAACGAUAGAGUAGCUUAGUGCCUCUAUUAGUGACAUUGUGUGCUAGAUCGGUGAACUAGGGGGCAAGGUGACAAUACAAUGGAUCCCCGGCAACGACAACGUCAGUGGCAACGAGAGAGCGGACACGCUGGCGAAAACUGGGGCUGCCCACCCUCAGCCAGAAGUACCAAUGACUUAUUUGGGAAUGUAAAACUGGCUGGCGGAUCAUUUCAGGAUGAAGUGGUACAGGCAAUGGGGAGACAACACGACCGCCAGAGGCGUCUUUUCAAACUUGCCCACUCCUAGCAAACAAGACCCAUGGUGGGGGUUUGGCCGCAGACAGCAGAGUUUAGUGGCGCAAAUGCGCACCGAGCUUUGCCCGAUUGGCACUUACUUCUGGCAGCCAGAAAACAAUAGGGAUCCCAUCUGCCGGCAUUGCAGCCUUGUCCCGGAGACACCAACGCACCUGCUGACCGAUUGUCCCUCACUAGAUUCCCCGGGAAGCCAGGGCGGUUGGAGAGCCCUUUGUGAGGAAAAUGUUGUAUGGCUCAGCUCAACAGAUGGAGUUGAUAGCCAAUUUACUAGCUGGGGUCAUAAGAGAGUAAUCUCAAACUUUCACCAGAAUAUUUGUGUUAGUUAGUGAUACAUUCUUGAAUAACUCAUCAGACGAUAGAGUAGCUUAUCUCAACCUGAUCUUAGUCAGCUAGAUCCUACCACUCCCGACAGCCAAACCAGUUUACUUUGUUCGUGAAUGUCUUUAUCUCCACCUGGUCUGAGUUCGCUAGUUCCUACUACCCUGACAGCCAAACCAGUACACCUUUGUUAGUGAUUGCCUUUAUCUCCGCCUGAAGUUAGCCAGAUCCCUGUCAACAUUCGGGACCUAAAAGGAAGGGUGGGUGACGUUUGCUUUCAUUUUACAAUUUGGUCACAGCAGUCACAUUGCUAUGCCAGUUGCCAUGGUUGCCAUGGUUGCCAUGGUUACAUCUCAUAACUCAAGAACAGUAAGGAAAAAAUGUAAAAUUAACUCCACAAUUACGCAUUUUAAAAAACAACUAUGUCUAAGGUGAAUACAUUUUGCACUAUCAAACCAAUCUUUACAAGUUAAUUAUGUUUUAUAUUUAAUAUUACAUCAGACUUCAUUACUUCUAGGUAAGGACAAAGUGAGCAAGGAAGACACAUUACCGAAAGACAAGGAGACAUAGGCAUAGUUUUGGAUUAAGAAAUGACACAUAUUACCGAAAAUAACGGACGAAUGGGAUACUUUGGGAGUAAGAAUGACAUAUAUUACUGAAAGUCUCGGACAAAUGACGAUACAUUUGUUGUAAACACGAAAGAUAUUACCAACAGGCACGGACAUAUUUUGAUUCCUUGGUAGUACGAAAGACAGAGAUUACAUAAAUGUAAGGAAAGUUGUAAGUAAAACGUGAUUAAAAAUACCGGAUUACACUUACAAUAGGCAACUAUUUCAUAAAUGUAAGGAGAGUUGUAAGUAAAACGUGAUUUAGAAUACCGGAUUACACGUCAAAUGAAAACGACAUUCGAGUUACGGGAUUAUCCAAUGAAAACUAACAAUAAAGUUACCAUAAAAAAACAACAAAACAUUGCUUCAACUUCCACAUUUUCAAAAUAUUAAAUCCUCAUCAAAAUAUGUUUAGAUUGAUGAGUCCAGAUUUUUGCUAUACAAGAAAACCUGUAGUGACGUGGAUAGCGUCAAGAUCGACUCUUGUGACUGCACGUUCAUGGAUUCCAACUACGUCCGGCUCAAGUGCAACCUUACGGCCAGAACUCUUUACAGCCGCUCGCAGAUAGCGUUGCUCUAUUCCAUGAGAGGCUGGUACUUAAGUACGGCUUUUCAGAUGCCCCCUGUAUACGGUAAGUCAAUUGUUUAAUAUAAAAACUUAUAUCUGGUUACUUGUGCUUAUAUCUACUGACAUCUGCUUACAUAUAAUUACAUCAGCAUACAUCUGCUGACAUCUACUUAGACUACUUUCAUGUGCUUUCAUCUAUUUAAAUCUGCUUACACCUGCUUACAUCUGCUUACACCUGCUUACAUCUGCUUGCACCUGCUUACACCUGCUUACAUCUGCUUAAACCUGUUUGCACCUGCUUACACCUGCUUACAUCUAACCACAUAUGUUUACGUACUAGAUAAAACAGGAAAACUCGUACAAAAACAAGUGUUUUAUAACAAUUAAAUGUUCCCAUUCAUCUUUAUUUGCGUUGUUCUUUGGUUGGAUUGUUAUGGCAGAGAACUGACUACAUUUAAAAUAGCUUGCAUAAUAAAAAAAUAGCGGUAUUUUGUAUCCCGAACUUCUUAAUAAAAGGCAUCGUCGCAUUAUUCGUAAGCAUCCAUCAGCCCCAGCCUGCGACCCCAUAAUACCCCGUAGAAUUAUGAGAUUAAUGUUGUAGUUAUUAAAAUGCAUUCACUGAGUAUAUCCAGGCGACUAAUGGACAAGCAGCGUGGGGAAAUUAAAAAUCUUAAUUACAUCACCGUCUUUAAGAUAACAAAGUGUAGAAGUGGCCACCAUAUUUUUGCCUGGAGUCUCGUGCUGUAUAUAUAUAUAUAUAUUGUAAGGAAACCUUGCUUACUCUCUGAUUAACUUCAUCUAGAUCUGGUACUCAAUAAGGAGACAACUCCAGCGAUAACAAUUGAUGAUUAAACUCGUGUUCUUUAUUGGGCUGUCACCUUGCUUACACUUUCACUCAUCUCACAACUCUGACUUCUCCCGGCUAUCUAGUUCUCAGUCUUCUUCUUCUAUAUCUUAAGGGCCCACGAUCAAUUUAUUGAUCAUUUUGGCUCCUAUGCAUGUAGAUGGGAUUUGCAAUGUUUCUGUUACUGGUGGUGAUGAGGAAAUUAUGCACUAGGGGUUUGAAGGCUUGAGGCAACAGUCCCAAACUUCUCUCAGGUUAGCUUAUACCAAACCUAAAGAGGUCAUUAUUUUACUAAUUUAUUAUUUUUAAAGUCUUAUAAUUUUUGUUAAAAUGAUAAUUUUAAUUAAUCUAACAUAUCUAGAUUUUGAAAAAAUUAAAUAAUUGGUUUAAAAACAAAAAUAAAUAAAAUAAAAAAACACUAAUUACCAAUCGGUUAUCGUAAGUUGUAAACGAACUCUUCAAAUUGUCAUGUUCGAAAUAAUCAUUUGUUCGUAAAUCAAGAGCGGCCUGAUUAGGAUGAAUUCAAUCAUGCGGCGUUCACCGUAUCAGGAAAUUUGAUCGAAAGAAAUUUCGUCGACGAUAAAUUGGUCGACGGUAAUAUGAUCGAACGGAAAUUUGGUCGAAUCUUCUUUUCAAUUUUUACGUUACAAUUUUGCAUCAAAUUUCUUUUUGAACGAAUUAUUCUGUUUUACUAAAUAGUAUAAGAGAGUUCAAAAAGAAAUUUGACGAAAAUUUUAACGUGCGAACGGAGGAAAAAGAUUCGACCGAAUUUCCGUUCGAUCAAAUUACCGUCAAUCAAUUUACUGUCGACGAAAUUUCUUUCGAUCAAAUUUCCGGUAACCGGCGUUCACAAGUGUCCCCCACCCCCUCCCCCCCUCCAUUUGUUUUCUACAUAUGCGGGAUCCACCCAUGCAUAUAAUUACCUACCUACAACGUGCGGGCGUUUGGUAUCAGUGUUUGAAUGAUCAGUUAAGUUAAAUUUACCUUUUAUAUGACGUCAAGGUGUUUGUUAUUUUAUACAGUUGUUACCGUUGGUUUGUUCGUUGAAGACGGCUUCUUGCCGACACGUUCGUUGUUUUGUUGCGUCAUUUUUUUCAGGUAUUCCCAUACGUUUUUCGCUCAUGUCGUUUUAGUUAGCUACCCUGGAACCGCCUCACCCACUUAAAGGCUUAAGAUUUAACUUAUUCAUAAAUUUGAUUACCAUCUCACCGCUGGAUAGGUAGGCGAGUUACCCCCCACCCCCUCCCCCCCUCCCCCGACACGCUCUCUCAUCGUUUUCUUUAAUUAAUUAUUCAAGGAGUGACACACACGCACCUAUACUGGAUCGCGCCUACAAAUUCACUGUCUCAGAACAAUUUCCUGUGCAUAGUGACGAUUGGAAGAGGAUUGUCAGUGCAGGAGCGAUUUCUUUGGCUAAUUCUUUGAGCACUCGUGGUUUAAUGUUGUCAGGACCACAUGCUUUGUAAGGGUUAAUGGUAUUGAGGAGGGCAAACACACCUUGUUCUGAUAUCUGGAUAUCUCCCAUGAUAGGAUAGGCUCUGUUCAUCAUUUUGGUCUUCAGAAGGAACUCAGUCUCAGAGUACUCUCAACCGGCCGCCUUCUCUUUCCGUCCCGUCCAGAGAUCCCUAUUUAUACCUCCCUGUCCCAUAGCUCCUCUCCCAGUCCAGAUUAUACCCCGCCCCUUUUUCUCAAUUGGCGCCAGGUUACAAACAGACCAGACGUCCCAGGUAAAUGCCCUGGUCAGAUUGAUGGCCGGUACCGCCCCCAGCGCUUGAUCCUUCGGUCGUGUCUGGGUGGUCAGAUGGCCGUAAUCCCUGGUCAGGCGCCCCAGCGCUUGAUCCUUCGGUCGUGUCUGGGUGGUCAGACGGCCGUAAUCCCUGGUCAGGCGCCGUCGUGGUCCGAACUCUCCACAAUAUAUAUAUAUAUAUAUAUUGUAAGGAACCCUAGCUUGCUCUCUGCUAACCUUCAUCUAUAUCUGGCAUUCACUAAGGAAACAACUCAGGCGAUAACAUUUGAUGAUUAUAAUCUUUUUCUUUAUUGGACUGACACUUCGCUUAUACUUUCUCUCAUCUCGCAACUCUGACUGCCCUCUACUCAUACCAUCCGGCCGCGCUCUAUAUCGUCCCGUCCAGAGGUCCCUAAUUAUAAGUCCCUGGUUCAUAGAGUUCCCUUCCCAGGUCUGUACUCGCCCCGCCCCUUUCCCCCAAUCGGCGCCAGGUUACCAACUGAACAGACGUCCCAGGUAAAUGCCCUGGUCAGAUGGCCGGUACCGCCCCCGGCGCUUGAUCCGUCGAUCGUGAUCUCUGGUCAGAUGGCGCCGGCUGUACCUGUCAGACGGCCGGUAAACCCUGGUCAGACGCCCCCGGCGCCGUCGUAGUCCAAACUCUCCACAAUAUCCAGGCGACUAAUGGACAAGCAGAGUGGGGAAAUUAAACAUCUCAAUUACAUCACCAUCUUUAAGAAAACAAAGUGUAGAAGUGGCCACCAUAUUUUUGGCCUGGAGUGUCGUGGUGAAUAUAUAUAUAUUUAUAUAUAUAUAUAUAUAUUGUAAGGAACCCUUGCUUGCUCUCUGCUAACCUUCAUCUAUAUCUGGCAUUCACUAAGGAAACAACUCAGGCGAUAACAUUUGAUGAUUAUAAUCUUUUUCUUUAUUGGACUGACACUUCGCUUAUACUUUCUCUCAUCUCGCAACUCUGACUGCCCUCUACUCAUACCAUCCGGCCGCGCUCUAUAUCGUCCCGUCCAGAGGUCCCUAAUUAUAAGUCCCUGGUUCAUAGAGUUCCCUUCCCAGGUCUGUACUCGCCCCGCCCCUUUCCCCCAAUCGGCGCCAGGUUACCAACUGAACAGACGUCCCAGGUAAAUGCCCUGGUCAGAUGGCCGGUACCGCCCCCGGCGCUUGAUCCGUCGAUCGUGAUCUCUGGUCAGAUGGCGCCGGCUGUACCUGUCAGACGGCCGGUAAACCCUGGUCAGACGCCCCCGGCGCCGUCGUAGUCCGAACUCUCCACAAUAUCCAGGCGACUAAUGGACAAGCAGAGUGGGGAAAUUAAACAUCUCAAUUACAUCACCAUCUGUAAGAAAACAAAGUGUAGAAGUGGCCACCAUAUUUUUGGCCUGGAGUGUCGUGGUGAAUAUAUAUAUAUUUAAAUAUAUAUAUAUAUAUAUUGUAAGGAACCCUUGCUUGCUCUCUGCUAACCUUCAUCUAUAUCUGGCAUUCACUAAGGAAACAACUCAGGCGAUAACAUUUGAUGAUUAUAAUCUUGUUCUUUAUUGGACUGACACUUCGCUUAUACUUUCUCUCAUCUGGCAACUCUGACUGCCCUCUUCUCAGACCGUCCGAGUUCUCCUUGCUAUGUCCACUUCUCUGUCCAGUCCUGUCCAGAGGUCCCUAUUUAUAAGUCCCUGGUCCAUAGAGUUUCUUUCCCAGGUCUGUAAUCUGACGCGCCAGCCCCUUUGAUCAGUCGGUCACUACCCCCACCCCUGUCGCCACCAGGUUACCAACCAGUCGUCCAAGGGAAAUACAAUGGUCAGAUGGCCGGUACCCUGCUGUAAGAUCUGACGCACCCGGCCCUUUGAUCAGUCGGCGCCUCCAGGUCCGAACCGUUCGAGGCCUUAACUCUCCACAAUAUAUAGUAUCCUUCCGUCCUCGCUAGACGAUGUAAUAGCUAUGUAUACUUCAUCAAACGGCUCACUAGGCCAGUGCUAAAAUGGUCGUCUCGGCUGAUUUUCUCGCAAGACGGCCUUGACUCCUCGUUAAAUUAGGACUUCCGUCUUGUUCUUCGUGGUGCAAGGCCGUCAUUUCCUGCAUCAGGAUUCUUCUAUCUUUUUGACUUCUUCAUACACUGCUGUUUGACUCCUCCAUACACUGCUGUUUGACUCCUUCAUACACUGCUGUUUGACUCCUUCAUACAAUGCUGUUUGACUCCUCCAUACACUGCCGUUUGACUCCUCCCUACACUGCUGUUUGACUCCUUCAUACUCUGCUGAUUUCCAGCUGGAACGGUGCUCAGCGAUGAUCUCCCAUUCAUUGAAUUCCAUUUUGUACUCCAACAUACCCACAUUGCAAACGUCCGUAAAUGGCAAACACGGCCGUCCAAUAAGUCUCAGGCGUAGCCGUCCAAUAAGUAUCAGGCGUGGCCGUGCAAUAAGUACCAGUCGUGGCCGUAUGACUCGUUCAUACACUGCUGUUUGACUCCUUCAUACACUGCUGUUUGACUCGUUCAUACACUGCUGUUUGACUCCUUCAUACACUUCUGUUUGACUCCUUCAUACAGUGCUAUCUGACUCCUUCAUACAGUGCUAUCUGAAUCCUUCAUACACUUUUGUUUGACUCCUUGAAACACUGCUGGUUGACUCCUUCCUACAGUGCUAUCUGACUCCUUCAUACACUUCUGUUUGACUCCUUCAUACAAUGCUAUCUGACUCCUUCAUACACUUCUGUUUGACUCAUACAAACACAGCUGGUUGACUCCUUCAUACAGUGCUAUCUGACUGCUUCAUACACUUCUGUUUGACUCCUUCAUACACUGCUGGUUGACUCCUUCAUACAGUGCUAUCUGACUCCUUCAUACACUUCUGUUUGACUCCUUCAUACACUGCUGUUUGACUGCUUCAUACACUGCUGGUUGACUCCUUCACACACUGCUGGUUGACUCCUUCAUACAGUGCUAUCUGACUCCUUCAUACACUUCUGUUUGACUACUUCACACACUACUGGUUGACUCCUUCAUACACUUCUGUUUGACUCCUUCACACACUGCUGGUUGACUCCUUCAUACACUUCUGUUUGACUCCUUCAUACACUGCUGGUUGACUACUUCAUACACUGCUGUUUGACUCCUUCAUACACUGCUGUUUGACUCCUUCAUACACUGCUGUUUGACUCAUACAAACACAGCUGGUUGACUCCUUCAUACAGUGCUAUCUGACUGCUUCAUACACUUCUGUUUGACUCCUUCAUACACUGCUGGUUGACUCCUUCAUACAGUGCUAUCUGACUCCUUCAUACACUGCUGGUUGACUCCUUCAUACACUGCUUUUUGACUCCUUCAUACACUGCUGGUUGACUCCUUCAUACAGUGCUAUCUGACUCCUUCAUACACUGCUGGUUGACUCCUUCAUACACUGCUGUUUGACUCCUUCAUACACUGCUGGUUGACUACUUCAUAAACUUCUGUUUGACUCCUUCAUACACUGCUGGUUGACUACUUCAUACACUGCUGGUUGACUACUUCAUACACUGCUGUUUGACUCCUUCAUACACUGCUGGUUGACUGCUUCACACACUGCUGGUUGACUCCUUCAUACACUGCUGUUUGACUCCUUCAUACACUGCUGGUUGACUACUUCAUACACUGCUGUUUGACUCCUUCAUACACUGCUGUUUGACUCCUUAAUACACUGCUGGUUGACUGCUUCAUACACAGCUGGUUGACUGCUUCAUACACUGCUGUUUGACUCCUUCAUACACGCUGGUUGACUCCUCCAUACACUGCUGUUUGACCCAUUCAUACACUGCUGUUUGACUCCUUCAUACACUGCUGUUUGACUCCUCCAUACACUGCCGUUUGACUCCUCCAUACACUGCUGUUUGACUCCUUCAUACUCUGCUGAUUUCCAGCUGGAACGGUGCUCAGCGAUGAUCUCUCAUUCAUUGAAUUCCAUGUUGUAUUCCAACAUACCCACUUUGCAAACGUCCGUAAAUGGCAAACAGGCCGUCCAAUAAGUCUCAGGCGUGGCCGUCCAAUAAGUAUCAGGCGUGGCCGUGCAAUAAGUACCAGUCGUGGCCGUCCAAUAAGUUUCAGGCGUUGCCGUCCAAUAAGUAUCAGUCGUGGCCGUCCAAUAAGUAUCAGGCGUGGCCGUCCAAUAAGUCUCAGUCAUUGCCUUACAAUAAGUAUCAGGCGUGGCCAUCCAAUAAGCCUCAAGCGUUGCCGUCCAAUUAGUCUCAGGCGUGGCCUUCCAAUAAGUGUCAUGCGAGGCCUCCAUUAAGUCUCAGGGUUGGCCGUCCAAUAUUUCUCAGGCACAGUUGUUCAAUAAGUCAGAGGCGUGGCCAUCCAAUAAGUCUCAGGCCAGGCCGUCCAAUAAGUGUCAGGUGUGGCCGUCCAAUAAGUCUCAUUGUGCGGUCGUUCAAUAAGUCCUAGGCGUGGCCUUCCAAUAAGUCUCAUUGCGCGGUCGUUCAAUAAGUCCUAGAAGUGGCCGUCCAAUAUGUCUCAUGCGUGGCCGUUGAAUAAAUCACAGCCGUGGCCGUCCAAAAAAAUCUCGCCCCUUUGCCAACUCUCCUUACAGCAGUUCCUAUGAAGUACGGCCUUCCUUCAAUCUACGCACAUGGCCUAACCAGCAAAUGGCACCUUGCAAAGGUCUUCGUCGACUUCACCAUUCAGAGGAAGACAUUAUCGACUAUUUCCAAUAUAGGUCCUACCUGAUGACACUACUUUCAUCAUUCCUUCAAGGGGUUAAAAAAUAUUACCCGUGCUAAUGCCUUCAGGUCACAAUGGAGCGACAAUGAUGACAGGACCAAACUUAUUCUAACAUAUCAUCAUCACAGUCUAAUAGCCAAACGAAUUACUACUCGUCGACACAGUCACAUACACAAUUUUCUCUUCCCUGCCAUAAAAAUCUGCUAAACCCCCCACUGUGGAACCAAGUUAUGUGGAUGCAGCCGUUGCAACACUUGUCCUUUCGUCGUCCAGACUCCAAGCAUUCCUUUCCAUAAUGGCAGUUUUUUAGAUUCGGGACGGUUUCCUUUUACUAGCUGCAAUGUUGUCUGCGCAUUUGUUUGACAUUGCUGCCAGGUGUUAUACAUAAGGGAGACAAGUCGCGACUCUCUGACAGAUAUAAUUUUACACAAGAUAAGUAGUGUCCCGUCUCUUGAAAAGAAGGGACCACAAGGGGCUGCGGAUUUUGCUAUAAGUGCGAUCGUGACCUGCACAAACACACCAAGCCGGUUGAAUUAAAAAAAACAAAAAACAAGCUGAUCAAGAAUUAUGGAACCUUGACACCAUAAUGCAUGAAUGCCAUAGUCUCAAUCACCUGUUGAACUUUUGCGCCACCCCUCCUCGUCACGACCAAUCACGUAGACUUAUUUCUCCUUUUGUCUUUCCCUUUUAGCACGUAUUUGGUCUCUCACACAAUUAUUUUCAGUCCCAAUCCUCUUAUAACCAAGUUCUAGUAUAGUAUUUUAAUUAUCAUUAAUGGUGUCUACAGAUAUUUUCAUUAAGCGCGAGUGAUUUCUGAGGAUUCCACGGUUAGAAAUGAUGUCAUUUCUUGAGAGGAUGAUCUCAGUAAAGACAUAAAAAUUAUCCAUUUCCAAUGAGGACUGGAAGUUUUCAAAGAUGACUCCCUCCAUUAAAGGUUCUUCAAGUUUUUCAUUAACACGUUUUAAAGCCCAUCCACAGAGCGUGGUUCCACUUAAGGAAUAUUUUCCUAAUUGUCACGAAUGUUUUAGUCAAACUUUUAACAGUAAUAUUUUCCCCAUACUUAGUAUUCUUUGUAAACAAAGAUAGUAUUUAGGUCCUUCUGUCUUGUGAAAAAAAACGAGAAAAUUUUUUGUCUAAAAUCUCCAUUGAAAAGAAAAACUGCAACUCAAACAUUGAACCAAAAGUAAUUUUUUAAACUUCGGCCUAGAGUACAUUAUACAGUGCGUCAAAUGGAUUUACAUUAGGUUUUGCGGCCAUUGAAGCUUGAUCCCAGAUAAUCACGUUCUCCUUUUUCAGUUUAUUUGCCGUAUUGGUUCCAUGUCAGAUAUGAUAUGUUGAUUUUUCAUUUAUUGGAAUAGGCAACCUGAAACGACUGUGGGAAGUAUUGCAUCCACACCCCCCUCUAAAGCAUAUUCGCUGAUGUGCCUGUAUACUGAAGAGAGUUCAGCCCAGGUGUUGGGCUAAUUCAGACGCGUAGCAGAUAAUUUAAGACGUGGAAGACAGGGGAUGUCAACGGUGCGGGGUAAACCCACAGUUGAAGACUGACCAACAAAGCACGCGCAUAAGAUUGCAGCAGACGCCGCGGAAAAGGAAAGCCACGAAUUCGACAGUGACCGCAGAUAAAUUAUGAAGACGUGGAACGCAGCGGGCACGGGUGAGGGGUAAAACCCACGGUCGGAAACUGGCGAAUCACACGCGCAGAAGAUUGUAGUAAACGCCACAAACCCAGAAAAGCACGCGUUUGACAGGAAAUUGGUAUAAAUCAAGACUUUAGUUGGCAGGGGAGGUCAUCAGGUAAUCAAGUGUGAAUUAGGGUAAAGCAGAGUGAAGGCGAGAGAGCCCGAGUAAGUCGAGUGAGCGAAGCCGGAGUGAGUUAGUUGGACUGAGGGUGGGCCGGACAGUCAAGCGGUCAGUCAUAGACAUGAGGGGACACUAACCCGGGACAGUCAGAGCAGAAUUGCCAGGUCUUGAUUGUCACAGCCUAUAAACGGGAAGUCUAACAGUCAAUGCGUGUUGCAGUAAGACAGACAGGGUGAAAGAGGUUACCAUCCACAGAAAAUAGAUUGAGAAACGUGUUGAGAUAAGGUGGAUUUCCUUGCAAUAUGCACAUAGCAAGACUAUUUCAUUUUGACAACACCCAUAGUGGAAGAUUGUGUUAUAAAGGACGCACACGGUGCUUGAUUGUGUUGUAAAGGACACACUGUGCAUGAUUGUGUUGUGAUGGACGCACACGGUGCAUGAUUGUGUUGUAAAGGACGCACACUGUGCAUGAUUGUGUUGUGAUGGACGCACACGGUGCAUGAUUGUGUUGUGAUGGACGCACACGGUGCAUGAUUGUGUUGUGAAGGACGCACACUGUGCAUGAUUGUGUUGUGAUGGACGCACACGGUGCAUGAUUGUGUUGUAAAGGACGCACACUGUGCAUGAUUGUGUUGUGAAGGACGCACACUGUGCAUGAUUGUGUUGUGAAGGACACACGGUGCAUGAUUGUGUUGUGAAGGACGCACACUGUGCAUUAUUGUGUUGUGAAGGACGCACACGGUGCUAGAUUGUGUCGUAAAGGUCGCACACGGUGCUAGAUUGUGUCGUAAAGGUCGCACACGGUGCUAGAUUGUGUCGUAAAGGUCGCACACGGUGCUUGAUUGUGUUGUAGAGCUCCCCUUCCAUAUCCGUCAUUGUGAAACCUCGUCCACUUUUUAAAAGGGGGGUUGAUGCUGUUAAUCGGGUUUUUUUGAGCUUGGCAAAAGAUGUCAAUACAAAAGGGGAUAUUGCUCAUAUUAAUUUAGGAAUAAGUUCUAGUGCGAUGUGUUUACUACAACGCGGUAUUUUAAUUUGAGAGCACAGCAUGAUUUAUUUCCACAAUGGAAUUAAAGACAUUUAUAAUCUCAUACUUAAACUGUAUCUUUCAGAGACUCCUGGGUGCACCGAUCCUUCCACUAAUCGAGGUAUCGAAAUAAUGGUGUUCUCUUAAACGUAACUAGUUUUAAAAUAUAUUUUUGUAAUAAUGUGUUUAAACAUUUUUUUAAGUGUUAUAUGCAAAGUAAAGAGCAUGAAGGAUGGCUACUUAGUUUGAGAUUGAUAUCAAGAUAUUUUGAAAGGACCAGGGGGAAAAAUACUUUUCAGAAAAUGAAAGAAACAAAAAUCUUUUUUCCCAAAGAAAACCUUUGUCUCUAUUCAAGUUUGGAAGCUUGUCAAUAAAACCAUAGAAUUGUAAAAAUUCAUGCAAUCUGAUAGGGAACCUUUGUUUUUCUAUUGCAGCAGCCAGGAAUCAUCCCGAAAGCUUCACUGCUCUACUUGGUAUGUGA